Messenger RNA from Wyeomyia smithii (pitcher-plant mosquito), 4026 nucleotides. RefSeq names its product probable E3 ubiquitin-protein ligase HERC4 (gene Herc4). The record is from RefSeq and is a predicted model, not a curated record. Bases 323 to 3490 code for a protein of 1055 amino acids. Gene Ontology annotation, molecular function: ubiquitin-protein transferase activity. NCBI's taxonomy places the organism in Eukaryota, Metazoa, Arthropoda, Insecta, Diptera, Culicidae. The transcript is spliced from 10 exons.
UGUCAAAAGAGAAAUCUGCAUGAAUUUGUUAUUCAGUGUGUGGUUUAAAAUCGCUGAGCAUUUGAGUUUAAUUGCACAAUUUGGAAGCGAUUUUAUAACACAUAAAAUUAUAAAUUUGGCUUAUCAAGAGUUUGUUAAGUUUGGAAACAGGUUUUUAGUUAUAUGGCGAAGCAUUCACAAAUUCCGAAACACCCAAAUCCAAGCAUAUUUGGAACAGCAGCUGUUAAAUUCACUAUAUCUAUGAAUUUAUCAGAACAGUAAACCGCAGCAUUUGAAAAAUUUGUUUGCUCGCAGUCAGUCGAAGUAUUAAUCUCAACUUAAGAUGGCCAUCUACUGUUGGGGCAAUAGCGUUCAUGGUGAGCUCGGUCUGGGCGGAAUCGAAGAAGAGCAGGUAAUGCUUCCUCGAGAGAUGAGCUGGUGUCACGCAACCAGCUUACAGCAGGUUGCUUGUGGUGGAUCACAUUCGCUGCUCCUGACCGAUGAUGGCAAAUUGUUUGCUUGCGGAAACAACGACCUAGGCCAGCUUGGGCACGACACCGCCGACGUGCCAAAUAAAAGGCCACGUAUGUCGCGGUUUAAAUUUGUUUCUUCGUUGGAGAACUAUAUCAUUACGCAGGUCCGCAGUGGAUCGGCACACUCGUUAGCUUUGACCAACUGGGGUCAGUUGUUUAGCUGGGGUUCAAAUGCCGUCGGUCAGCUGGGACACGAUAGCGAUCAGAGCAGUUUUUCCACGCCUCGGAUGGUCAAAUCGAUUGCAACGAAGACUAUCGUCCAGAUUGCUGCCGGUCAAAUGCACUGUUUGGCGCUGACGAAUAGUGGAGAGUUGUAUGCCUGGGGUGCCAAUGGAUACGGGCAGCUGGGACUGGGAAUGACUAAUGAAAAGAUAUCGAGCCCAGCGCUGGUUAAAUCGCUAGCAGGCGUUCCAAUAGCUUUUAUUGCUUGCGGUGGGUGUCACAGCUUCGCCAUUUCCAAAUCAGGAGCAAUAUUUUGCUGGGGUAAAAACACGUUCGGUCAACUUGGCCUAAACGAUCUCAAUUCACGCUGUUAUCCGACCCAAUUGAAAACGCUGCGUAGCCUCGGUGUACGGUAUAUCAGCUGCGGAGACGAUUUUUCUGUAUUUCUUACACAAGAAGGUGGUGUUUUGACCUGCGGGGCAGGCACUUUUGGGCAACUUGGCCAUGGAACCUAUAGCAAUGAAAUACUACCAAGAAUGGUGUUCGAAUUAAUGGGUAGCAAGAUAACGCAAAUUGCAUGCGGCCGGCGGCACACACUAGCUUUUGUACCGUCACGGGGCAAAAUCUAUGGCUUUGGAUUAGGAGGUGUUGGUCAGUUGGGCGUGGGAGUAAGUACCAGUUUUAAUACGCCACAGAUCGUACGGGGGCCAUGGGUCGACUCUUCGAUUCAACCGAGUACAGAGCCCCCCGAACUAGUCGUCAGUAAAAUAUUCUCUGGCGGGGAUCAGUGUUUUGUUUCGCUUACAACAUUGACACUAACAGAAAUCAGUCCCGCCGACUAUCGGCUGUACGAACCAGUUACCCAAAUUCUUUCGAUGUCUGUCGAAACUAGUAAGAAGUUAUCCGUUAUUCAACAUGACGAAACCGUAGACAUGGACCUGAUUACACUGGUGGAAACGGUGUUCAAAAGUUUGGCCUGCUUCAACGGUUCCUGGUUAAUGCCGAAUGGUGAGCAUCUGUGCUGCACAUCCAAGCAUCCAGGAGUGGACAUCGAAGCGGCCGAAGAGGCUUUCGGAAACAUUCGGAAAAUCGAGCAUGAUACGCUUAAACAAUCUAUCUGGGAAGCUAUUUCCUCAGAUCUACUUAGUUCGUUAGUUGCCUCACCUGCCGACGUAGAAACCCUUCGAGUAUACUUGACGCUUCCCAUGUACCAUGAAUUCAUCAAUUCGAAGAACUACCUUAAAUUGCAUUCGCCUUUCAGUCGAGCAGUACAGAACUUGCAAAAAAUACCGUUACAAAUUGUUUCCCAGUGGUGGUCUCGGCAAACGAAAGAAUACUUCGAACGGUUAGUUGAAAAUUUUAAAAGUGUUAUUCUGUACAUAAUAAAUUUUAAGUUCCCAAAACCGGUUGGUGGCGAAGAAAGGCAAGCACUCUGCUAUGAGGUAAAUCUUGCAUUAAUGCUAAACAUUCUGGAAAUCUUGUACAAAAUCAACAAUACUCAGCGAUCACAAAAGCUCACCCAACAACAGUUUCAAAUCAAUGAAAUCGAUGAUCUGGUCGAUAUUCGACAGGACUACGUACGCUGGGUAAUGGAUGCGCACGGAAACUAUUUCUCACUGUGUAAUUAUCCAUUCAUUUUCAACGCAUCAUCGAAAACAAGGCUUCUGCAAACGGAUCAAGCUAUACAGAUGCACCAGGCGAUGCAAAGUGCCGUAACCGCGAGCUUCUUUGCCAUGUUCAACCCGGAUGCAACAGUUUCGCAGUUUAUUGUGCUAAAUGUAACGAGAGAGAAUAUUGUAGCAGAUACCAUACGAGAACUGGCGCAAUACACGGAAAAUGAUCUGAAGAAACCUUUGAAAAUACGCUUCCAUGGUGAGGAAGCAGAGGAUGCUGGCGGAGUGACCAAAGAGUUUUUCAUGCUUUUGCUCAAGGACGUAUUGGAUCCGAAGUAUGGAAUGUUCAAAACAUAUGAAGAUUCCCGAGCUAUUUGGUUUACUGAGGAUUUCUUCGAGAAUGAAGACAGAAUGUUUGCGCUGAUCGGAAUCUUGUGCGGAUUGGCGAUAUACAACUUCACUAUAAUCAAUCUUCCAUUCCCGUUGGCGCUGUAUAAAAAGUUGCUGGGUGAAGCAGUGGAUAUCGGUGAUCUUCGCGAUUUAGCUCCAAUAGUUGCCAAUUCAAUGCAGAGCAUUCUGGACUACUCAGAGCCAGAUUUCGAGGAAGUGUUUGAUUUGACCUUUUCAACCACCCGAGAUUAUUUCGGCGAAAUUCAAACGAUCGAGCUAAAACCAAAUGGCGAGAAAAUUCGAGUAACACAAGAAAAUAAGGAGGAGUUUGUCAAACUUUACAUUGACUACAUACUGAACAAAUCGGUGGCAAAAUCAUUCAAACAGUUUUACAAUGGAUUCAUGAAAGUGUGUGGAGGUCGCGUAUUAAAGCUGUUUGAAGCACAAGAACUGAUGGCUGUCGUCAUUGGAAACGAGGAGUACGACUGGCUGGCACUGGAAGAGAAUGCCGAAUAUAGAAACGGAUACAAGUCUAGUGAUCAAACGAUACGCUGGUUCUGGGAAGUUUUCCACGAGUUGCCUUUAGAGGAGAAAAAGAAUUUUCUGCUUUUCCUAACAGGCUGUGAUCGCAUACCGAUUCAGGGUAUGAAGGCUAUCAAGAUCUACAUUCAACCCACCACAGACGAUAAAUUUCUCCCUGUAGCUCACACGUGCUUCAACCUUCUGGAUCUACCCCAGUAUCAAACGAAGGAGAAACUGAAAUACAAACUACUGCAGGCUAUCCAACAGACUCAGGGUUUUAGUUUGGUGUAAACUGUCGAUUGUGCGUGUUCUGAAAACCGAGCUUUACAGUAUGCCGAGUUAUGAAUGAUUACGAUGUGUGAGAAAGAUGAUAACGCCAAAUUUUACACGUUUCUUCACUUACAUUCGACAGCGGUUAAUUCUAAAAUAUAUCCGUCGUGUCUAUAAAUCUAUAAUUUUUAUUAUUAAUAAUUGCUCUAAUUUUGAUUGAGUUUGAUACAAUUUAGAGCAUGUUCUGCUUACACCAAAAAUUCAACAUUUUGCACUCUGAUUCGGCCGAUGGUCCUGAGAUACAUAGUUUGCAAUUCGAAAGUACCGCUAAGAUGUGCAUGCAUUUGGGAUUGUUCUAUAAAUCUGAUUCAAUGUUAUUGUUAUUUUUUAUUGUUUUGAAAUUUUGAGGUUAUAGCUUUUCUGAUAAAACAACUUUGUUAAUGCGAAAUUUUGCGAACCUUUUUGUUGCGCAUAGGUAAGCUGUUGUCUAGUUUCGCAAGUAUUACGAAAAUUGAGGAUUGUCUAGAAUUGAAACUGUUAAUAAGAGACUUUUUCAU